AUGAUUGGGACAUCUGCUUUCUCCGCUCUAGGAGAGCUUGUGCAGAGCAAAACAAUCAUUGCAUCCCUCGCGCUGGCCACACACUACGUUCUCCAUACCUUCGAAUGGGACACCAGAUUCCACCUGAUCCUAUACGCGUGGGCUCUAGGUCUCGGGAGUGUUGCAGCCAUCACAUUCAUGACCGGCCAGCAUGCCGGGGCAAUAGUGGCCACAGCUCAGAUCACAGCCACGGUAGCAUCGCUCUAUUUCAGCGUUUUGUUUACCAGCAUCUUGCUGCAUCGUGGAUUCUUCCAUCGUCUUCGAAAGUUCCCAGGGCCUAUUGGGUCACGGUUCUCCAAGUCAUACGCAAUCUACGCUGGAGUUUUCCCCACUCGAUUCCGACAUUUUGAGUAUCAGCGGCAACUGCACCAAAAGUAUAAGUCAGAUGUAAUUCGGACUGGUCCAAGAGAGGUCACGGUUUAUUGCGCUGACGCUAUUCCACUCAUCCAUGGACCGGCAUCUACAUGUAGAAAGCCUCUCUCCGUAUAUGGAGUCUUUAGGGAAGCCACUGGUAUCUCGCUCCAGACAACAACAGAUAAGGAGAAACACCGUCAGCAGCGCAGGGUCUGGGACCGCGCCUUCAACGCCAAGGCUCUGCGCGACUACGAGCCUCGCCUCAAUCGACAUGCGGCUACUCUUGUAUCAAGACUGAAAGAGCAAUCAUCAAAAGGUCCAGUACGAAUUAACAAAUGGCUGAACUUUUACAGCUUCGAUGUCAUGGGAGACAUGGCAUUCAGUCGCAGCUUUGGUUUGAUCGAAAAGGGCGAAGAAACUGAUUUCAUCAAGUUGCUUCAUGAGGGUAUGGAUCCGAUCAGCGUUUUUGCCCAUGUCCCUUGGUCCUUGAAUCUCGCAGUGCGAGCAGGCGCCGGUGCUAAGGCGCUAGUUGAGCAUUCGGAAUGGAGUCGUAGGGUCCUUGAGGAAAGAGUCAAGAAUCCACCAAAAGAGAAUGAUGUUUUCUCGUGGGUGCUCGGCGAUGAUAAUCGAGUCACACCUAAUAUGGUCGCUAAUUCUCACCUUUUGGUUGUAGCUGGCAGCGAUACAGUAGCGGCAACACUGGCCAUGCUCGCCUACGAACUCUGCGCGAAGCCACAUAUCCAAGCCAAGCUACGCAAUGAAAUCGAUGCAGUCCAUCCAGGGAAAACUCACCUCGACUGCAGCGAUGUUACAGAUUGUGAAUAUCUCAACGGCGUCAUCCAGGAAGCACUGCGACUGCACCCGGCAGUCCCCUCUGGCGCUGCACGCGAAACACCACCCGAGGGUCUUACCCUCCCCAACGGAACAUACAUACCCGGCAACGUAAUCAUAUGGACACCCGUCUACACCAUUCAGCGUGACCCCCGCUAUUGGGAGAAGCCCCUGGCCUUCAUGCCCGAACGCUGGACUUCUCAAAACUCCAACGCCAUCAUCGACAAGCGCGCGUUUAUGACAUUCCUUUCCGGGCCCUACAGCUGCAUAGGACAGAAGCUGGCGAUGAUGGAAUUGCGGAGCGUUGUAGCAAACUUGGUGCGGUCGUUUGAGAUUACGUUUGCUGAAGGCGAUGAUGGGAGUGAGAUUGGGAGUAGGAGCCGUGACUGCUUCACUAUGAAGGUGGGAGAUUUGGAUGUUAAGCUUACGCCUAGGCAAUCGUGA
Molecule: messenger RNA, 1668 nt
Organism: Bipolaris oryzae ATCC 44560
Lineage: Eukaryota; Fungi; Ascomycota; Dothideomycetes; Pleosporales; Pleosporaceae
Exons: 4
Coding region: 1-1668 (555 amino acids)
Molecular function (GO): oxidoreductase activity, acting on paired donors, with incorporation or reduction of molecular oxygen; iron ion binding; monooxygenase activity
Source: RefSeq, a predicted model, not a curated record